AUGACGGGAGAAGCUCUUCCGGGUCGACCAGGCACACUGACGCCGGAACAAGAGGAGAAAUUGAGGGAAUUCUGGAUUGCUACACUUCAAGUCUUUGGGAUGUUGGAUCCGAAGGAAGUGAAUGGGAAUGGGCUCGCAGAAAUCGGCAAUGGCAGAGCAAGAGCUGAUACCGCUACGUCGAAGAAGCCAGAGAAGGAGAAGAAGAAGAAGAGAAUGUCUCUGUUUAGGUCAAAAAACAAGGACGAUGAUACGGAUUCGGUUACCUCUACAGAAUCAAGCCCACAUUCGGUAGUCGCAGAUUCGGAUGAUAAGUACGGGCAGACGAAAGAAUUCCAUGAAGCCUUGGCGAGUCUGACUCCAGAAACAUUGAGAGCGACCUUCUGGAGCAUGGUGAAGCAUGAUCAUCCGGAUGCAUUGCUUCUAAGAUUCUUGAGAGCAAGAAAAUGGGACGUUGAGAAGGCUUUAGUAAUGAUGGUUUCAACGAUGAGAUGGAGAUCUGCAGAUGUUCAUGUGGACGAUGAUAUAAUGAAAAAUGGCGAGUUAUCCUCAUUAGAGGCUGCUAAUGGGAGCGAUCACUCGAAGAGGAGGUUAGGAGAGGACUUUCUUGCUCAAAUGCGACUUGGGAAGAGUUUCUUGCAUGGUGUGGAUAAGAAUGGGAGACCGAUGUGCUUUGUGAGAGUCAGACUGCAUAAACAAGGAGAGCAGAGUGAGGAGAGUCUCGAAAGAUAUACGGUCUUUGUGAUAGAAUCUGCUCGUAUGGUUUUACAGCCUCCUGUGGACACUGCUUGCGUUGUUUUCGAUAUGACUGGAUUCUCAUUGGCCAAUAUGGAUUACGCCCCUGUGAAAUUCAUGAUAAAAUGCUUUGAAGCCAACUACCCCGAAUCCUUGGGCGUUGUCCUAGUCCACAAAGCACCCUGGGUUUUCCAAGGAAUCUGGAAAAUCAUCAAAGGCUGGCUCGACCCCGUAGUAGCAAGCAAAGUACACUUCACCAACAACGUCGAAGAAAUGGAAGCCUACGUCCCCAAGCCCCAAAUCAUUCACGAGCUAGGCGGGGCCGAAGACUGGACCUACCAAUACAUCGAACCCGUCCCCGGCGAGAACGACACCAUGAAAGACACCGCAACCCGAGACAAGCUCCUCUUAGCACGAGAAGAAAUCGUAAACGAGUACGAGAAAGCAACGUUAGAGUGGAUUCACCGCACCGGGGAUGUAGAAGCUGUGAAGAAGAGCAGAAACGAGAUAGCGUCGAAACUUAAGGUCGAUUAUUGGGGCUUGGAUCCAUAUAUUAGGGCCAGGAGUUAUUAUGACCGCGUGGGCAUGAUUAACCCUGGUGGGAGAGUCCAGUUCUAUCCUCCUAAGGAGGAGAAGGCAACCGUAACUGAAACAGUCCCUGCUGGUGCCGAGGAAAUCUCACCUCCAGUUGCUACGACAAAUGGGACAAAUGUUGAGACUUCGGAAGCGGAUCUUGAUUAG
Molecule: messenger RNA, 1473 nt
Organism: Hyaloscypha bicolor E
Lineage: Eukaryota; Fungi; Ascomycota; Leotiomycetes; Helotiales; Hyaloscyphaceae
Product: CRAL/TRIO domain-containing protein
Exons: 4
Coding region: 1-1473 (490 amino acids)
Source: RefSeq, a predicted model, not a curated record